UGCUACAGACCUUCAGAAUGAAGCAAGUUUACUUGAUAAUGACGAGCUUGAUGAACUUCUAAAUGAAUUACCUGUAGAGGAUAAUUAUGCCGCUACUCUUAAUUCUGCAAUAGUGGAUUAUUUUAAUGAUAUUGACCAAUCUAUUGCAACUGAAGAAGCAUUAACAGAUCAACAAAUA
Molecule: messenger RNA, 178 nt
Organism: Dentiscutata heterogama
Lineage: Eukaryota; Fungi; Glomeromycota; Glomeromycetes; Diversisporales; Gigasporaceae
Source: the annotation of a GenBank genome assembly